This is a messenger RNA of Macadamia integrifolia, 3090 nucleotides long. Its product is annotated as protein DETOXIFICATION 42-like. Gene Ontology annotation, biological process: transmembrane transport. Gene Ontology annotation, cellular component: membrane. The record is from RefSeq and is a predicted model, not a curated record. Gene Ontology annotation, molecular function: antiporter activity; xenobiotic transmembrane transporter activity. The transcript has 14 exons. The coding region runs from base 163 to 1743 and encodes 526 amino acids. Lineage: Eukaryota; Viridiplantae; Streptophyta; Magnoliopsida; Proteales; Proteaceae.
UUAGAAAGUUUACGAAUGAGAAUUUGAUUUAUUUGAAUUUUGAGCCAUGAUUUAAAGCCUACUUUAUAGAUGGGUAAGAGGGCUUCUUCAAUCUGAACUUGUUUGUCGAAGGUUGGAUGCAUCCUCUCUGCUAGAGGUUACGGAGAUUUGGUCCAUCCGAUAAUGGAAGAGGAUACCAACUGCCUUCCGUGUGGAAAGAAAAGAAAGAUGCCCCUUUGUGUUCUCUUCAAGGAUGCAAGGAAUGUUUUAAAGAUGGAUGAGCUUGGCUCUGAGAUAGCCCAAAUUGCAUUUCCUGCAGCCAUGGCUUUGACAGCUGACCCCAUUGCUUCCCUAAUUGACACUGCAUUUAUCGGCCAAAUAGGUCCAGUGGAGCUUGCUGCUGUGGGAGUUUCUAUUGCUCUGUUUAAUCAAGUUUCAAGGAUCGCAAUAUUCCCACUUGUCAGUGUCACAACUUCUUUUGUUGCAGAGGAAGAUACUGUUGGAAGAAUGAACACUCAUGACGAUGAAAACGAAAACAUGGAAAUGGGGUUAGCUCCAAACAGUGAAAUGAAAGAGUUGAUUCCAAAAUUUGAUUCUGAAAAAAUCACCCACAGUUCAGCACUUUUUUCUGGUGGAAAUUCAAACAUGUCCAAGUUUCAGCAUGAGAAGAGGCAAAUCCCAUCAGCAUCAUGUGCAUUGGUUAUUGGAGGGGUGCUUGGUCUUGUCCAAGCCAUAUUCCUAAUUUUUGGAUCAAAACCUCUCUUAAAUUUCAUGGGAGUAAAAUCGGAUUCCCCUAUGCUGAACCCAGCACAACAAUACUUGACAUUGAGGUCUCUUGGUGCUCCUGCAAUUCUUCUCUCGCUGGCCACACAAGGGGUAUUUCGAGGACUUAAAGACACAAAAACUCCUUUAUAUGCAACUUUGGCUGGAGAUGUAAUAAAUAUCAUUUUAGAUCCCAUACUUAUAUUUGUUUUCCAUUGGGGUGUUAGUGGCGCAGCAAUAGCCCAUGUUAUUUCUCAGUACCUAAUUUCAUUAAUACUGUUAUGGAGAUUGAUCAAGAAAGUUGACCUUGUAUCACCAAGUCUCAAAGAUUUGAAACUUGGGAGGCUUCUUAAAAAUGGUUUUUUGUUGUUAGUGAGGGUGAUAGCUGUGACAUUCUGUGUGACCCUGGCAGCAUCAAUGGCUGCACGGCUAGGGUCAACACCCAUGGCUGCAUUUCAGGUCUGCUUACAGAUUUGGUUGGCAACAUCUCUUCUUGCUGAUGGGUUGGCUGUUGCUGGUCAGGCAAUUCUUGCUAGCGCAUUUGCUAAAAAGGAUUAUAGCAAGGCAACAGCUACUGCAUCCCGGGUGUUACAGUUGGGUUUUGUUCUAGGGUUAGUGCUCUCUGUUGUCCUUGGAGUUGGCUUGCAAUUUGCAUCAAGGUUAUUCACCAAGGACAUCAAUGUUCUUCACCUCAUAAGCAUAGGCAUCCCGUUUGUAGCAGCUUCUCAGCCACUCAAUGCGUUGGCUUUUGUUUUUGAUGGUGUCAACUUUGGGGCCUCUGAUUUUGCAUAUUCUGCUUAUUCCAUGGUUCUUGUAGCCACAGUGAGCAUUCUGUGUGUGUUAAUUCUCUCUGCAAGCCAUGGUUUUGUUGGAAUUUGGGUAGCUUUGACAACCUAUAUGAGUCUUCGCACCUUUGCUGGCUUUUGGAGGAUUGGGACUAGCAGUGGGCCUUGGAGCUUUCUCAGAACCAUGUCAUUAUCUUCCUAUGGUGACAACUUAUAGCACAAAAGAAUUUUGUAUGAGUUGCUAAUUCACAAUGGCUCGUCCAAUGGGAAGCAUUUGAUGUCUUGGAAUAUCAGCUGUCAACAUUUUUGGAUCAGCACUUGUACCUGUGAGAUCUUCUCUAUGUAGUAUCUUUGUAUAUAUCUCCUGCAAUUGUUUGGUUCUCUGCUUGCAAAGUUGCAUAUCACUGAAGCUGAAAAUAGGACUACGCUUGGCCACCCAGUGAGGAAUGCGAUGUCGGGAAGAGAUUUUACUAUUUACUCAAUUGUUUAUUACUAUAUUCAAACAACAUCCCCUCCCCCCCCCCCCCAAAAAAAAAAAAAGUUUGUUUCUAUACAAUAUUUUGCUUUCUUGAGUUUGUUUGAACAUUACAUUUUCUUUAGAACUUUGAUUUAUGAGUGAACAAUAAGACUAAUUGGUUGAAGAGAAAAAAUUACACAGCGAUGCCAAAUGAGUAGAAGAAAAAAAUUGAGUGAUAGAAAAGAACAUAUAUGAAAGCCCAGGAAAGAAAAGGGUGAGGUAGGAGAAGGACAAGAUUAAAAUGUAUUUUUCCUUUUUAAGAAAGAAAAGAAAAAAAAAAUGUUAAUUUCUUGUCAAGGCUGGAUCAUUUUACUUUCAGCAUGUUCUAUCUAUUGGAUCAUAUUGGUGAAGGUUGGAUCAAUAUUAACAAUUUUAUGUAGUGUUUGUGCUUGCCGGGUGUGUAUAUCUGGCAGAGCACGUCCAUGUGGUACAGGAUGGUUCCAAGUCCUGUGAUGGUCUGGACUCGUACAAUUAACAUAAAAAUAUGGACUGGUUCCUAGCUGACAAAGAUCUCAGUGCGGCGGCCACUUUGAUGUUGAGUUCCCAAUACUUGAAGUGUUCACUGUUUUUUGGAUGAAAACCUGUAGUGCUUAUUGGUUUGAAGACUGAAACCCUGGAAAGUUUGUCUGCAACCAGUGAAGAAAUAUUGCAGCACCAUGGAUGAUUUUUUUUUUAUCAGAUUUGGACAUAACAUGUUAAGGUACGUCAUCUAUUGUUUUCUCUCUCUAAUUGCAUUACUAAAUUGAGCUCGGAUUAGUUGGCUGGGUUUGUUUUCCUCAUGGAUUUCAGAUGCAACCGGAGAAUCUAGGGGGGCCUUGCAAAGUACUAGGUAGCUUGCUCUUUCCAGUUUCCAGGAGAUUAGGAGGUAUUAAUAACUUGACCUGUUUCGAGUGUUUUUGUCUGAACAGCAAUUUUUUAGGCUUGAUUUGCCUUAAUUUUUCGAUUAAUUUUGCUGGCUUUAUUUUGAUAUAAGACAGCAAUUGAUGUGGACAACAUGUAAACUGAGUUUUGAGGUUUGGCAAAAAUGUAAACUUGUUUGUUUUUUAA